AUGUCGCGCGUGCAGGAGCUGCACUCUGAGGACGAGUGGGCGACGGCGCUGCAGCAGAGCAAGGGGUUCGGCGGCAAGGCGGUGGUGGUCGAUUUUAGCGCCACAUGGUGCGGCCCAUGCCAGGCCAUCGGGCCGGUGUUUGAGAAGCUUUCCACAGAGUUCACUACAGUGAAGUUCGUCAAGGUGGAUGUGGACGAGCUGCAGGAGGUGGCGGGCAACUGCGGCGUGCGCGCCAUGCCCACCUUCCAGGCGAGCAACAACUGA
This is a messenger RNA of Monoraphidium neglectum, 264 nucleotides long. RefSeq names its product Thioredoxin. NCBI's taxonomy places the organism in Eukaryota, Viridiplantae, Chlorophyta, Chlorophyceae, Sphaeropleales, Selenastraceae. Bases 1 to 264 code for a protein of 87 amino acids. The transcript is spliced from 3 exons. The record is from RefSeq and is a predicted model, not a curated record.